AUGGAUGGACAAGAUCUUCCUGACACCACAAAGAUGAUGGCCUCCCACGCCCCAUCACUGUCCAUCCUCAACCCAAAUCCCAAGAGACUCCUUGGCCCUUCACUCCUCCAUGAACUUGUCCGUGACAGCUCGACCCCUGGGCUCGCCCUCGACUACCGGGCACCUGACGGCGCCCGCACGAGACUCUCAUAUCCGGAGCUUCACAGCCAAGCUGAGGUGCUGGCGAGGAGGAUAGCGGAUGCCCUUGCGAGCCGCCAGGGCCCUGGCCAAAUUGUCGUCCCGCUGCUCCUACCACAGAGUCCUGUGUUGUAUAUAUCGCAGCUCGCUACUUUGAGAGCUGGGGCGGCUUUCUGCCCUCUGAACCUCGAUGCGCCUGCUGAACGGGUCAGAUUCAUCGUGGGGGAUGUCGACGCUAGGGUCAUCGUUACUUCUACGGCUUUACGUCCCAAGGUCGAUUUCCUCGGGCCUGAUGUGAUGGUGUUGGUGGUCGACGGCGACGAAGCUCAGGAUGAGCCAAGGCGUUACAGUAGCGUGUUGCGAGAAGCUUUACCGGAUAGCCUCGCCUAUGUCAUGUACACCUCUGGUUCCACAGGGACACCUAAAGGAGUCGGCAUCUCGCACUCCGCCGCGACACAAGCCCUUCUGGCUCAUGACCGCCAUAUUCCAACAUUCUCCAGAUUUCUGCAGUUCGCCGCCCCGACAUUUGAUGUCUCGGUCUUCGAAAUCUUCUUCCCCUUCUUCCGAGGCGCCACCCUCGUAUGCUGCAGCAGGGCAGACAUGCUGAACGACCUGCCCGCCGUUUUGAGGGAUAUGCAGGUAGACGCAUGUGAACUCACACCGACGGUGGCCGGUAGCCUUCUGAGGAGCCGGGACAACGCCCCUGGGCUUCGCCUGCUCUUGACGAUAGGAGAGAUGUUGACAGUUCCUGUCAUCAAGGAAUUUGGAGGAGAUGAGAAGAAGCCUAGCAUUCUCUGGGCCAUGUACGGCCCAACUGAAGCCACCAUCCACUGCACCCUCCAGCCGUCUUGCGACGCGUCCUCGUCUCCCCACAACGUCGGCUUUCCCCUCGACACCGCAUCUACAUUCGUUCUCGAGCCUCUUCCCGAUGAUAGCUCCGGAGAUUUCAAGGUGGUGCCGAUCGGCGAGAUGGGUGAGCUAGCUGUUGGCGGCAAUCAGACCGCAGUAGGCUAUAUCAAUAGGGCAGAGCAAACUUCACGAGUAUUUAUUGAGACCCCUCAUGGCCGCCUUUACCGUACAGGCGACAAGGCCCGCAUGCUCCAGAACGGCACCAUCGAGUGUUUUGGUCGCAUCUCGGAUGGCCAAGUCAAACUCCGUGGUCAGAGGAUCGAGCUUGGCGAGAUUGAACAAGCUGUUCUCAAAACAUCAGAAUGCCGUGGCGCGGUAGCAUCGGUCAUACGAGGCAUCAUCGUGGUGUUCUGUGAGCAAGAUGGCUCAGAAGAAUCUUUCACAGAGGAUCUGUUGCGAACAUGCCGGAACGCCAUGGGCAUUAAGUUGCAGUCAUCUUCCAUCCUUUCUGCCGCAGGUGUAGACUCCCUCGCAGCCAUCAAGCUGGCGUCUUGUCUUCGUCGGGCCGGCUUUGCUGUUACUGCUAUUGAUGUACUGAAAUCCAACACUCUUUCAGACCUGCGGUCACGCACGCUGCGGGAGAGGAGUCGAGCUGAUAGUGCUGUUGAAUUUUACGACCAGUCCCCGGGCUUGAAAACUCCUGCGAGCCUGAGGGAGUUUUUGAACGGAACUCCGGAGCUAGCAGGAAGUCUUGGCGCCGUCGAUGCUGUUUUGCCCUGUACACCAACGCAAGUGUCGAUGUUGGCAGAAACUUUGAGUGACAGUGAGGCCUACUGUAACUGGAUUGAGCUUCAAAUCCUCGGCGAUCAUGCUGUUGAGACGAUCGCGUCAUGGUUCCGACAGCUUGCUGAGCACAACGAGAUCCUGCGUACAGGGUUUGUUUCAACAAGUGGCACGUACAAGCAAGUCAUAUGGAAAGAGCUUCAUGCCAGCCAGGUCUGCGCUGUCGAGAAUCUGGGCAGGAGUUUUCGACUUGACGAGGCUGGUCUGGCCAGGCCUUUUUUCGUACAAAUUCAGAGCGACCAGCCGCGCAAGACCAGCGUUCUGCUCCAGAUCCAUCAUGCUCUUUACGACGGCUGGUCAUUCGACAUACUCUUGGCCGACCUCAACGUCCUCGAAAAGGGUGGCCAUAUCAAUGGACGACCUUCAUUUCGCCUUGUUUCGGAUCAUUAUCAGUCUACUGAUUUUCUCCAUGACGCCGAUGCCGCACGUGCCUACUGGGCGGGACACUUGUUGGGUUAUCAACCGAGCCCAAUGCCACAGUUGCUGGCGAAGAAAGAGAUGAAAGGCCAGAUACUCUCCGCUGAGCACAUCUUGGGAACAAAGGGCCCCGCCAUCGAGACUGCUUCGGCACAGCUUGAUGUCAGCGCACAAGUCCUUUUCCAGGCAUGCGUGCUCUGGCUCUGGGGACACAUCCUAGGAAGCGAAGACGUCGUGAUCGGCAACGUCACCUCGGGUCGAACCAUUCCCAUCCAGGAUGUUGAGAACGUGAUGGGCCCAUGUCUCACGACCAUCCCUCAUAGAUCCAGGAUCAAACAAAUGCGGACCAUCAGAGAGCUUGUCGAGAGCAUUCACAUGUCAAAUCGGGAAAGCCUUGCCCAUUGCACGUUGCCACUUGCCGAGAUCAAGAAGGCUGCUGGCUUAAUGCCAGGAGAGCCUCUCUAUGAUGUGUUAUAUGUCUACCAGGAAUCUCUUCACAGUCGGUCGGCUGGCCAGGAGCAUGGGAAUGUCAAAGAAGUCGCCCAUCAAGAUCAUCUUGAGACGAAUUUACUGGUCGAGAUUGAACCCGUCGACGAGGAUUUCCGACUUCGUGUUACGCAUCAUAGCAAUGCCUUCAACCAUGACUACGUGAAGUUGCUCCUGCGCCAGUUCGAUUGCGUCCUUGGCCAUAUCAUUUGCAAUAUUGGCUCCGAAACUACGUCAAUUUUCAAAUGCUUCACAGACAAGCUGCUGUCGCAGCAUAACCGAGCAUUCACAUCUUUCAAGGGCUGUGCCGACCUGGCGGCAUCGUUUGAGAGCAUGGCGGCCAGAGUACAUGGGGAGCCAGCGCUCUGUUUUGCCGACUCUUUCGAGAAUGGCAGCGCUGACCUGAAAUAUGUCUCAUAUUCGGAGUUAAACAUUCUGGCAAAUAAGAUCGCACGACAUAUCCAAUUCUCGGGAGCAACAGAAGGAGCUGCUGUGGCCAUCAUAAUGGAGAAGUCGACCAUGUUGUAUGCUAGUAUCCUGGGGAUUCUGAAAGCAGGCUGUGCGUAUCUGCCUCUUCUUCCAAGCACACCGUGGUCGAGGAUUCUGGGGAUUCUGGAGCAGGCAAAUGUACGACUUUGCUUGUCCGACAGAAUCGUUCAACGCGAAAUUUCCACCCGCCACGAAUGCGUUUUUGUCAAUAUUGUCGAGGCAGAGAUUGACGGUUAUGACGGGAACAAUCUCAACACCCCUGAGUGCCCGUCGAGAAUAGCCAACAUCAUUUACACAUCAGGAAGCACGGGUGUGCCCAAGGGAGUUUCCGUGACGCAGCUCAAUAUCACGAGCAACCUGGACGUCCUGUCCAAGAUAUACCCUGUCAAAGACAACUCGCGCAUGCUCCAGGCCUGCUCCCAAGCGUUUGAUGUUUCGGUCUUUGAGAUAUUCUUCGCCCUGACCCGUGGAAUGUGCCUCUGUGCUGCGACUAAUGACGUCCUCUUUGCCGACAUCGAGCAGUCAAUCCGAGCCAUGGAUGUGACACAUCUCAGCAUGACACCAACUGUGGCGUCUCUGGUCAACCCCAACAAUGUGCCCAAGGCCGAGCUCCUCGUCACUUCGGGAGAGCCUAUGACCGGCGAGGUCGCAAGAAACUGGAUGGGUAAGCUCUAUCAAGGUUAUGGCCCAUCAGAGACAACCAAUAUCUGCUCCGUGAAGAAGAUGUCCCCAGAAGAUCAAAUACGACAUCUCGGUCACACUCUUGAAAACACAUCCGCUUUUGUUGUUGCUCAUGACGGCCUGGACCUUCUUCCAAUAGGCUGUGUGGGCGAAUUCUGCUUCGGCGGCGACCAGGUCGUCGCCGGGUACCUGAAUAUGCCCGGGGUCACAAAAGAUAAAUUCAUUGACCACCCAAGGUGUGGCCGUAUCUAUCGAUCUGGCGAUAUCGGUCGCAUGCUCGCUGAUGGGUCGCUGCUGAUCGUUGGACGGAUCGAUGACCAAGUCAAGCUCCGUGGCCAGCGGGUAGAGCUUGGGGAAGUCAGUGCGACAGUCGCUCUGUCGAACGAAGUCUCCAAUUGCACAGCAAUACUGGUCAAUAGUGGACAGCAAUUGGCUUGCUUCUAUGUUCCGCGCUCAGCACAAGGAGACAAAUUCAGAAUCCUCACCGCUGGGAAAGGCACAGUGAAGAUGAAUGAGUCGAUCUACAGUACCCUGCAAUCCCGACUCCCAAGCUACAUGACUCCAUCCUACCUCAUUCCCAUCUCGACAAUCCCGAUGACCUCCUCUGGCAAGAUUGACAAAAGCAGAUUGAGCAGCCUUUUCAGCAAAUUGGACACCAAUAAUUUGGAAUAUUUCAGUGUAAUUUCUGAGAGCGGAGACGAGGAUGUCGACUGGUCUGAAGACGAACGCAAGAUUGCCAGUUUGGUGGCCACUGCUCUAGGCGUGCGGCCCCAGGAUGUCGGAAGGUGGACACCACUCACCAGCUUGGGGUUGGAUUCCAUAUCGGCAAUCUCAGUCGCGAAAGAAUUGCAGGCUGCCUUCUCCCAAAGGUUACCCAUCUCGAUUAUCUUGCAGAAUACUUCCACAGCGAAGCUUGCUGCGCUACUUGCCGGAGGGGCAGUAGAGACUGUCCAAAGUGAGGAUCAUCUGGACAUAUUCCCGCCAGAGUUCUGGGAAACAAUCCGAAGAUGUGCUCGUUCGAAGAAACUCGAGGUCGAAAUGAUCUUGCCAUGCACACCCCUGCAAGAGGCGAUGUUGGCAUCUGCGGCCAGCGAUGCGUCAUACCUCAAUAAGAUGCUGUUCCGUCUCAACACCGACUCUACGAAAAUGCGCAACUACUGGAAGGCGAUGUUUCAAAGACAUGCGAUCUUGAGGACCAGCUUUUACAGCACUGACGACCGAGAUCAUGUCAUUGCACAGUGUGUCCUCAAGACCUGGGAACCUGACUGGCUCACGUUCGAUGCAGACGCCACGUCGCUUGAUGAGUCAAUCAGCAGACACGCGGCAACUUUGCCCAAUCCCAUAGAUUCCGGUGUACCACCGGUGUCUUUGGCAAUUAUUGGGCAAGGCACACUUACCUAUUUAUCCUUCAUCUGUCACCAUGCCAUGUAUGACGGGGUGGCGAUGUCACGCCUCCUCGAGGAGAUCGAGCAGACCGCGGCUGGUUCUGAGCUACCCCAGCCUCCCUCGUAUCAGCCUUUCUUGCGGGAGGUCUUGGCUCUACCUAAAUCAAUCGACGAGUUUUGGAAAACACACUUGGGAGGACUGAAGCCGAAAACAUUACCACAAUCAUCGGAGAAGGACAGUGCUCGUGGCACCAUGACAAAAGUUCUGGACCUGCCUCUUUCCACAAUCGAACAUCGCUUGGGGAUGCUCAAUGUGUCUCUAUUAUCCUUCUUGCAAGCGGCCUGGAGUAGCCUGCUCGGAAUCAUACAGGAAUCUGACGAUGUUUGUUUCGGCAAUGUUGUCAACGGCCGCACCAGCAUGGUCGAGAGAGUAGACGAGCUCGUUGCACCGUGUUUCAAUACCAUUCCAGCGCGUGUCCAGCUCCACGACCAAAGGAGGAACAUCGACCUCCUCAACUUCUUUCAGAGUCUUAACCCGGAGCUUCUCCAGUAUCAAUUCACGCCAUUACGACGCAUUCAAGCAUUGUGCUCCAGGGCUUUGAGUGUGUUCGAUACGCUAUUGCUGUCACAGCAGACCCCAAAGAAGCUGGAUGAGAGCGUCUGGACUCUGGAAAGGGACGAUGGGGAGAUGGACUUCCCCCUAAUCUGUGAGGUGACUCCGAUCCUGGGAAGUGACUAUCGGGCAUUGGAAGUCAAGCUACAUUUUGAUCGUUCUUAUCUCUCUGAUACCGUUGUUCUGUUCAUACAUGAUACACUUUCGCAUAUAAUCUCAACUCUCUUGGAAUUUCCCUCGUCACAUCUUGUAUCCAGGCAGUCAUUGCCUUCGCCACUUCAAGAAAGGUUGGACAGGCUUGGCCUCGUCCAUGUAUCAAGAACCAGUGACGAGAGCAACCUUUUGGACACGGUCACACAAGAGGGAUGGUCUGACUCCGAAAAGACCGUCCGGGAUGUUUUCUCGGAUAUUUCAAAGUCCAAAGCGACCAGCAUCAGCCGACACAUGACCAUCUUCCAACUUGGACUAGACAGCAUCAAUGCAGUUCAGGUGGCAGCAUUGUUGCGCAAGGCUGGCUACCCCGAAGCCACAGCAACGGAUGUACUGGAGAAUCCAACGUGCUCGAGUCUGGCAGCAAAGAUAUCAGCACAACAGUCCACCGGCGGCAGCUCUGUUGAGUAUGACAUGGCUGCUUUUGAGCAGGCGGCGAAGGGCUUGCUGAACGACAGUGUCUCCAGUUGGGAGUCUGUUGAAGCCGUUCUUCCAUGCACGCCUCUUCAGAUGGCAAUGCUCACCCAGUUCACUAAUUCAAACGGCAAAGAUUACUUCAAUUUCAUAAGCUUUCGUUUUGAGGAACGUGUGAGCGUCUCCAAAAUUACGAAUGGCUUGAGGAAGCUGGUUGAUUCUCAUCCAAUCCUGCGAUCUGGAUUCAUUCCAAUAAAUCAUAGGGAUGUAUCACUCGCCACGCUUCAGUACAUUCCGGACGGAAAGAAGCUCCGGAUCAAUGUUCACAUCGAUUCCAGUGACUUCAAACUGCUGGAGUGGCAGCUAGCAGCUUCGCAGAGUGCGCUUGGAAACCUGCAGGAGCCUCCGUGGAGUGUUACUAUCCUGCCGGGCAGCGAGGGAGUCGAAAUGCACCUUGCAAUCCAUCAUGCGAUUUACGAUGCUUUCUCACUUCAGAAGAUGCUGUGUGAUUUACAGGCAACAAUCGAUGAUGAGCCACUCAAAACUGGGACAGGACUCGCCUCUGUUGUGAAAGAGAUUAUGACAGAAGCGCAAAGAGGCAGGGAAGAUGCUCCCGAGUUCUGGACGAAGCGGGCACCUGAGGCCGUCGUCAACAAAUUCCCGAUCAUGACACCGCUUAGAGAGGAACACCGGAGCAUCUCGGUGAGACGGAGAUCAUGCGCCCUGUCCUUCGAAGCUUUGACAGAUGCUGCUAGGGAUGGGGGCUUCACAAUCCAGGCGGUGGCGCAAGCAGCUUGGUUAAGGAUUCUAUCAUCGUACAUCGGAGAGCCGUCCGUGAUCUUUGGAACAGUGCUCUCUGGUAGGAACUCUGACGCGACGCUCAAGGCGGUGUUUCCUUGCAUCACAACUCUGCCUGUCGUAACCCAGCAUUCGUCCUCAAAUCGCAUUCUUCUCCAAGCCAUGAUGGAGUACAAUACGGGACUUCAGCGACACCAAAGGACACCAUUGACUGAGAUUCAGAAGCUACUUGGUCAUCCAAACACGAGGCUGUUCGACACACUUCUGGUUUACCAGAAGUUUGACGAACCAGGGCAGAAACCAAAGUCUUGGUCGGUGAUUAGCGAGAAAGCGAAUGUCGACUACCCAGUGUCCAUUGAGAUAGGGCCUGAGCGAGACUCUUUGCAGCUCCGCAUCACCUUCUUCAAUGAUGUCUUGCCUGUGGAACAGGCAGAAAUCCUGCUGCAACAGUUUGAUGUGGUCUUGUGCGACUUGGCGAAACACCCCGAUGGUCGUGAUGUGGACGUGCUGAAAAAUCACCCGGAAUUGUUUGCUAUCACACCCGCAGAACAACCUGAGUUGGUGUCGGAUACAACCUUUCUUCACGGCUUUGUGGAAUCCAGCGCUGCAAGUUAUCCCGAGAGAACCGCUCUGGAAUUCGUCUUGAGCUUUGAUGGCAGCCGGCCAGUAUCUCAAAGCUGGACUUACAAAGAACUGGACCAGAACGGCAAUAGAGUCGCCAACAUGCUGUCCAAGCAUGUCAGAACCGGCGAUAUUGUCGCCAUUUGCUUCGACAAAAGCCCUGAAGCGCACUUUGCGAUGCUUGGGAUCCUCAAGGCUGGUUGUGCGCUGCUUGCUCUGGAUCCAGGGGCGCCAUCGUCUCGGAAAGAGUUUAUUAUGAGAGAUUCUGGGGCAUCGGUACUGUUGACAGAGAAAUCAACAAGCACGAACCUUGAUUUCAAAGUUCAGGUCCCGGUCAUCACAAUCGAUCAUAGUAGUCUGACAGCGGUCGAGGCUUCGGGACCCGAUCUCACCCGCCCGUUGGUUCCGGGGGAUAGGAGCUACUGCCUCUAUACUUCUGGUACAACAGGGACCCCCAAGGGUUGCGAAAUCACGCACGAAAAUGCAGUGCAGGCGAUGCUUGCCUUCCAGAAGUUGUUCGAGGGGCAUUGGGACGAAAGCUCCAAAUGGCUUCAGUUCGCAUCCUACCACUUCGAUGUCUCUGUUCUGGAGCAAUAUUGGACAUGGUCCGUCGGCAUCACUCUGAUCGCUGCUCCUCGAGACGUGAUCCUUGAAGAUCUCGCAGGCACGAUCUCCCGACUCGAGAUCACACACAUUGACCUCACACCCAGCCUGGCUCGUUUGUUGCACCCCGAAGACGUUCCAAGUCUUUGCAGAGGAGUCUUCAUCACAGGCGGGGAGCAGUUGAAACAAGAGAUCCUUGAUGUCUGGGGGCCGAAGCGCGUCAUCCAUAACUUCUAUGGACCGACGGAGGCCACUAUUGGGGUGACCACAUACCCCUGCGUACCGAUUAAUGGACGGUCAUCAAAUAUCGGAAGACAGUUCGCAAAUGUAGGCUCUUACGUCUUCCGACCGAACACGGAAAUCCCUGUGCUGCGGGGAGGUGUGGGUGAGCUCUGCGUCUCAGGCAAGCUUGUUGGCAAAGGCUACCUCAACAGAGAGGAGCUCACGGCCGAACGCUUCCCCUCUCUCUCGGCUUUUAAGGAGCGAGUUUAUCGAACCGGGGAUUUGGUUCGCGUGCUCCACGAUGGCUGCUUUGACUUCCUUGGUCGAGCUGAUGACCAGGUCAAACUUCGUGGCCAGCGUCUUGAAAUCGGUGAAAUCAAUCACUGCAUCAGGGCUGCUAUCUCAGACAUCACUGACGCUGUGACGUUGGUGAUCCACAACGAGAAACAACAGAAAGACUUACUUGUGUCAUUCGUUGUCACGGCGCGAGGACAAACUCAAAAGUCCAGAAACCUGCAGAUCAUUGUUGGAGAUGACGCGGAAAGACUUAGCCAGAGUGUGAAGCGGGCAUGUCGUGAUAAGCUCCCGGGGUAUAUGGUUCCCACAUAUGUCUUAGUGUUGCCUUUCAUUCCACUGUCACCGAACAACAAAGCUGAGGUCAAGGAACUCAGGAAGCUAUUUAAUGAUCUCUCCCCUGAACAGCUUAUGAGGCCGUCUCCUGCCACGAAUGGCGACCUUGGAGAGGCUGGCAAGAAAAUCUGCAAAGCGCUGAGCAGCACAUAUGGAGUACAAGAGGGGACGAUCUUGCCGUCGACAAGCACCUUUGAGCUCGGCGUCGACUCAAUUUCCGCUAUGAAGUUUACGAGAGCGCUGAAGCUCGAAGGCUUCGGUCGAGCCACUGCCGCUGUGGUCUUGAAGAACCCUGUGGUUGCAGAUCUAGCCUACGCUCUGCAAUCCUUGCAGAGAACGAGUGAGGCUUCGGCCGGUCUGCUGGAGGCAUCACAGGCGAUCGAUGCCUGCCAACAUAGACACAAGGGUUCUGUGUGCAGAAAACUCGGCAUCAAUCCUGAAGACUUGGAGUAUGUGGCGCCAUGUUCGCCGCUACAGCACGGUAUGAUCUCUCGAUCACGGACUGAUGGGAAUGAGGGGGCGUACUUCAAUACUUUCCGUUACGAGCUGGCGGAUACCGUCGAGUGGAAGCAGCUACAUUCGGCCUGGCAAAGUCUCGUGCAAAAGAAUGCGAUUCUGCGCACGAAAUUUGUGUCAACCACAGAUGGGCACGUGCAAGUCGCCACCAAGGCACAGAGGAUCCCAUGGGAGGUUGUCCCCUUGGAGUCGGGCGAUGACAUUGAGACGGUGCUGGCUGAACGGCGCCAGUCUUGGAUCGACAGUAACAUUCAGAACGUCGAGACGCCUUUGCAGUUGCUGGCAGUUAGUGGCAACCGCAAGCGAUUGUUAGCGGUACACAUCUUCCACGGAAUCUACGAUGCCAGCAGCUUUGACCUGAUGAUCGAUGAGGUCGCGAGGCUUUACAACGGCCGCGAUGACAGCAGAGUCAAUGCACCGAGUUUCCUCGAUGCUCUCCUCCACGGGCCGCUGAGAAGUCUCUCUUUCUGCAGAGAAUUCUGGUCAAAGCACUUGCAGGGUGUGAGGUCGAAGCCGCUGCCUCAUAUAUCACCAACCCCGAGUGAUCACGAUCUCUGUGUCUCGCGUCGGAUAGAGUUUCAUUCUCUUGAUAAGAUACGGAAGUCACUGGGUGUGACUCAGCAAGCCAUUGUACAGGCUCUGUGGAGUUCGGUACUACAUCGACUGUGCGGUUUUGGGGUCACCUUUGGCAUCAUCGUAUCAGGCCGUUCAAUGGAGUUGGAAAAUGUUGACGCGACAAUCGGGCCGCUUUUCAACACGGUUCCGUUUCAUCACCAUGUCACGCGGAGGCAGACGUGGGCUUCUGUGAUCCGGAAUUCCCAUGAUUUCAACACGGCAAUACUACCAUUCCAGCACGUACCACUGAGGGACGUGCAGAAAUGGUGCUCAGGAGGGAACCCAAUCUUUGAUACGCUCUUCUCGUUUCAGCGAGCGUCUUCCACUGGCAGCGCAGGCGCGGGAUUGUGGACUGAGGUGGAGUCAAACAUCAACCCGGACUAUCCCCUUGCAUUUGAGGCGACUCUGUUUCCGGAUGAGUCAGUACAUGUAUUGAUCGUCACACAGAAAGGUGUCGCUGAUGAGGAGGCCCUGGAAAGCAUGAUCGACAAGUUCGAAGCCAUGGCGAGGGCUGUUGCUCAUGACCUGAACAGUCCGGCAUUUCCUGAUAGCGCUGAUGGGUUUGUCGACAGGCCUCGAGAAGGACGGGAGGACUCGGACGAUGGAAUUUCUCAUCCUCUGUCGAAAACAUCGACGGCAGGCCCACCCCCAGUUGAAUGGCCACCUCAGGCUGAGACGAUCCGCAAAGAAAUCACGGUCUUGGCCGAAGCAGACGAGUCCUCUAUCACCCAGAGCACAACACUUCUGGAGCUUGGACUUGACAGUAUCGACACCAUCAAGCUGUCAGCAAGACUCAGGAGAGCCGGUAUUAUGUUGAGCAACAGCGAGCUGAUCAGAGGCCAAAGUAUCGCAAACUUCGUGGACAUGCUUCACGCCAACGAGAACAAAAGUGACGGAACUCACGACAGCGGUUAUUCCUCGGAUGUCGAGGACUCAUCGAUACCCCUCAAGGCGCACCUCACGAGGCAUGGCUGGGACCUGAGUGAUGUCGAGCUUGUACUGCCACCGACUCCCUUGCAAGAUUCCAUGGUUUCAGAGAUGGUUCAGUCAGGCUUUCAGCGGUACUUCAACCAUGAUGUUCUCGAGCUAGCACCUCAGGUCGAAGUCCAACGGCUCAAAACUGCUUGGGUCACCGUCGUCAAGAACUCACCGAUCCUGAGGACUGUUUUCACCGAAGUUGAUGGCACAGAAUUCGACUUUGCGUACGCGCAAGUGGUCUUGAAAAACUGCCCGCCUGCAUUCAGGGACAUCAAGGUCGACUUCCCAGACAACCUAUCAUCUGCGAUGGAGCAGGCACGGAUGACGGCUCAGGCAGGCCAUGCGCAGUCGGACCUUCUUCAAGUCAUGUUUGCCACGUCGAGCCAUGGAACAUAUAUGCUACUGUCCGUUGCCCAUGCACUUUACGACGGCUGGUCACUGGGGCUACUACACAAAGAUCUCGAAUCCGCCUACUACGGAAGCUACACACCUCGCGAGACGUAUGUCGAAUGCUUGCACGGGACGAUCAGGUCCCUCAAACAGGAGGCCAAGGACUUCUGGUCAGACUAUAUCUCUGGAGCAGUGCCUGUGAUGUUUCCACCCCAUGGCCAGAAGGAGCCCGGGGCCCGCGUCAACAGAGCAGAGGCAUCACUUGCUGUUAAAGCCUCUGCUCUCAAGGAAUUUUGCAAGCGUCAUGCGAUUAGCCAACAAGUUGUUGCACAAGCAUGCUGGGCCACUGUUCUCGCAACCCACUCCCAGAGUCUCGACGUGGCGUUCGGCGUCGUUCUGUCUGGCAGAGAUACUGAAGCUUCUGAGGCGAUGCUGUUCCCCACGAUGAAUACCGUACCAGUACGAGCGGUCUUGCACGGUUCGGUGUCGGCUUUCCUGCGUUACAUGCAGGACAACAUGACUGGUGUCAGCCAGUUCCAGAACUACCCGCUGCGGAAGAUCCAGGCACUAAUUCAGGAUCGCCGGCCGAGUCUGUUCAAUACGUUGUUCAUCAUGCAGAAGAGCAGCGUUAAGACCACAGGAACAACUCAAGCCGAGCCCAGGCAGCCGCUGAUGAAAUCAAUCGAGAGCUCGUCCGCCGUUGAUUAUCCAGUAUGUGUGGAGAUGGAAGUUUCUGAAGAAAAUCUUAUAUGGCGCACAGCGUGUGAUGAUGGAUAUCUGUCCACUGGUGGCACAAGUCAUCUCUUGGAGGAGCUCGAGCAUGUUCUCCAAUACAUGAUCAACUCAUCCGAAAAAGACGUGCUGCAGUUCAGCGACUAUGGGGUGUCGGUCUGUGGCCUGCCUGCGUUCCAACCGCAGAGGCCGACAGUUUCAGAGCGGGAGCCAGAGCUGAAGCAGUCGCGAGAUGUGCGCGAAGACGGCGAGUGGUCAGGUGUGGAGGAGAGAAUCCGACAGGUCCUCGCCAGCAUGUCUGGCAUUGAUCAAGCGUCAAUUCGGAAGAGUCACAACCUCUAUCACCUCGGUCUCGACUCCAUCAGCGCGAUUAAGGUCAGCUCAGCACUCCGCCAGCAGGGAAUUCAAGCCAGUGUGCGGGACAUGAUACAGGCCACCUCGAUCAGUGAGAUGGCCACGAGGUUUUCCAACACAAACUCAACGUCCUCGCCAAUGAAGGAUCCUCAAAGCCAAAUCGCGCCGCAAACGUUGAAAGGACCGUCCGAGGAUAUCAUUCCGAAUGAUGUGCUCCAAUCAGCAGGCAUAAAUGCAAGCGAGGUGCAGAAGGUAUUGCCCGCCACAGCUAUGCAGACGCACAUGCUUAGCGUCUGGCAGAACACCCAAGGGGCCGUGUUCUUCCCUGAAUUCCGGUACCGACUGUCUGGCAUUGCUGACCGAGAUACCAUCAAGUCUACAUGGAUCGGUGUUAUUAGGCAGACACCGGCCCUGAGAACAAUCUUCAUCUCCACUGGCCACCGCAGCACGCCGAUGCUUCAGGUGAUCCUGCUAGAGAGUCCACAAACGGAGAAUCCGUUCGUGUCACUUGAACUUCAGUCAGACGGUGUGGGGAGCUGGGUGAUACGUCUCAAGAUUCAUCAUGCGCUAUACGACGGCGUAAGCUUGCCGCUGAUCAUGGGACGCUUCAAGAGACUCCUCGGUGAGGGGAUCGAGUUAGAGGAGUCCGUGAACAGACUCGCCUCAUGGAGAAGGCUCGUCUCUUCCUCACUGGACGAGCAAUCACGAGCAAGCAGAAGAGCCUUCUGGACGCAGUAUCUUGAUGGGGCUGAAGCCGUCUCAUUACGCCUACCAAGUUCCAAGAGCACGCCGACAGAAGAGCGCGUCAGCUUCUUUAGACGCGCAGCUGUCAGUAACAUGGGCAGGCUUAAAGCUCUAUGUUCACAACACGGCAUCAGCAUCCAGUCUGUGUUCCUUGCCGCAUAUGCCAGGGUUCUUUCAACACUUUCAGGAUGCAACGAUGUCGUAUUCGGUGUCUACAUCGCCAACAGAGGCACCGAGCAGGAACUGCCAUUCCCCACCCUUUGCCUCGUACCUCUGCGAGUCAGAGCCGCACGAGUCUUCGACAUUUCCGAGGUCGCGAGCGCCAUCCAGCGAGACAUACUCGAGGUGUCGAGGCCAGAGAAUGUGAACGCUGGGCUGUGGGAGAUUAAGGAUUGGACUGGUGUCGUGGUCGAGUCGUUUGUGAACUUCUUGAGCCUGCCUGAGGACGAGUCUUCCAAGAGCAAAGACGAGGGUGGGGUUGAGCUUGAGGCCCUCCGUUUUGACGAGGCCACAUCGAGCGUGGUGGACGAGAGCACUGCAUUUGACCCGAGGCAGGUGUCAUGGCUCGAGAACAAUGCUGUUAGGGACGCGUUUCCGGACGCGGUUGAUAUCGAGGCGUCGUUACAAGACAAGGGUGCGAUGGACAUCGGGGUAUUUGGUGCCCAAGGGAAGUUGGGUAAACAUGGCGCAGAGGAUCUGGUGGGAAUGAUUGUGGGCAUGUUGAGCACAUAA
Messenger RNA from Diaporthe citri, 14499 nucleotides. RefSeq lists its product as uncharacterized. Gene Ontology annotation, molecular function: catalytic activity; phosphopantetheine binding. The record is from RefSeq and is a predicted model, not a curated record. The coding region runs from base 1 to 14499 and encodes 4832 amino acids. Lineage: Eukaryota; Fungi; Ascomycota; Sordariomycetes; Diaporthales; Diaporthaceae. Gene Ontology annotation, cellular component: cytoplasm. The transcript is spliced from 4 exons. Gene Ontology annotation, biological process: amino acid activation for nonribosomal peptide biosynthetic process; secondary metabolite biosynthetic process.